This is a messenger RNA of Myxozyma melibiosi, 831 nucleotides long. RefSeq names its product ubiquinone biosynthesis protein coq4, mitochondrial. The coding region runs from base 28 to 810 and encodes 260 amino acids. The transcript is spliced from 2 exons. Gene Ontology annotation, biological process: ubiquinone biosynthetic process. Gene Ontology annotation, cellular component: mitochondrial inner membrane; mitochondrion. Lineage: Eukaryota; Fungi; Ascomycota; Lipomycetes; Lipomycetales; Lipomycetaceae. The record is from RefSeq and is a predicted model, not a curated record.
CCAACUCAUCUCCACAUCCUCACCACAAUGCGUCCACUGCUCAAUAACACACGAGCUAUACGGCACAUACGCUCUUACACAUACAAAACUGAACCCUCGAAAUACCCCGGCCAUGUGCCGACAAACUGCCUCCAGAAACUGUUCCUAGCUGCCGGCUCGGGCAUCUACUCGUUCUUCAACCCCCGUCGCGGAGACCUAAUUGCGACCCUCGGCGAGGCAACAGCCCUCCCGCCCCUCAUGUACCGUCUCCGCGACGUCAUGCUCUCCGAUCCCACCGGCCGCCGCAUCCUCCGCGAGCGCCCUCGCAUCACCUCAAAGACCCUCGACAUCGCCGCCCUGCGCAAGUACCCCGCCAACACAGUCGGCAAGGUCUACUCCGAAUGGCUCGAUCUCGAGGGCGUUUCCCCCGACACGCGCGCUCCCGUGCGCUACAUCGACGACGCGGAGUGCGCGUACGUCAUGCAGCGAUAUCGCGAGUGCCAUGAUUUCUACCACGCCAUCACCGGCCUGCCCAUCAUCAUCGAAGGCGAGAUCGCGCUCAAGAUGUUUGAGUUUGCAAAUACCCUCAUCCCGAUGACCGGGAUCGGCGCCGUUCUCGCCCCGCUGCGUCUCAAACCAAAGCAGCGAGAGCGACUGCGCACAAUCUACUUUCCCUGGGCAAUCAAGAACGGCGCGACCGCGAAGCCGCUGAUCAACGUUUAUUGGGAAGAAGUUCUGGAUCGCGAUGUGCAAGAGCUCAGAGACGAGCUCGGGAUCGAGAAACCGCCUGAUCUUCGUCAGCUUCGCAAGCUCAAGAUCAGUCAUCUGUGAUUAUAUCUAAUUAUCUCAAAU